This is a messenger RNA of Didymosphaeria variabile, 1728 nucleotides long. RefSeq lists its product as uncharacterized. The record is from RefSeq and is a predicted model, not a curated record. The transcript has 3 exons. Gene Ontology annotation, molecular function: nucleic acid binding; ATP binding; asparagine-tRNA ligase activity. Gene Ontology annotation, cellular component: cytoplasm. NCBI's taxonomy places the organism in Eukaryota, Fungi, Ascomycota, Dothideomycetes, Pleosporales, Didymosphaeriaceae. Gene Ontology annotation, biological process: asparaginyl-tRNA aminoacylation. The coding region runs from base 1 to 1728 and encodes 575 amino acids.
AUGGCGGAAUCCACAUACUACAUCGACGAAGACGUCGGCCAGGACAUCGACACCCAGACCGGCGACGAGAGCCUGCCCUUCAAGUCGCUGGGCUUCGCAGUCCUCACCCACGGCGAGUCGCACACGUUUCUCACGCGAAAGAGUGUGACCGGCGAGGUUACGGAAGGCUCAGACUCCUCGGCACGUUUGGACUGGAAACCUGCCGCCAAAGCUGCUCUGAAGAAGGCCGUCAACUACGCGAAAGCACAGAAGAAGAAGGCAGAGAAGGCACAGGAGCUGGAGGCACAGCAGGCAAAGGUCCUCGCAGAUCGCACCAAGGUCCUGGACGAGGCGAAGAAAAUCACGUUGCAGGAGGACAAGAGCCUGCCUGCACCCGUGAAGAUCAAGCUUGAUGAGAUAGAUCCGCAGAAAGUUCAGCUAGGCGAUGGCAAAGACAAGAUGGGAACGAGGGUGCGCGUAUUCGGCAGGGUACAUCGCGAGCGAAGACAGAAAGAGAACAUGUUUAUCACGUUGAGGGAUGGCUAUGGCUUCAUGCAGGUCAUUCUCCAGGGCCAACUUGCGAAGACAUACGACGCCCUCACACUGACCCGCGAGACGAGCAUGGAGAUCCUCGGCGAAUUGAGGGAGGUUCCAGAAGGAGCACACGCACCCAACGGCCGGGAAUUGCAUGCGGAUUACUACGUGAUCCAUCCCGGCUGGCAGGCAGCUGGCGGCGACGAUGCCAUCACCAACCGUGUCUCCAAGGACACCGAGCAUGCGACACUGCUGGACCUCAGACACCUUACUCUUCGUGGCGAGACAGCAUCAAAGGUCUUGAUUGUGCGAGAUGCUGUUGAGUGGGCUUUCCACGUUGCUUACAAGGAGCUUCGAUUCCGCAAGGUCAGCCCUCCAGCACUCGUGCAGACCAUGGUCGAGGGCGGUGCCACUCUUUUCGGCCUCCCGUACUAUAACGAAGAAGCCUUCCUGACGCAAUCCUCACAACUCUACCUCGAGACCUGCUUGCCGUCAAUGGGCGAUGUUUACUGUAUCGAGAAGUCUUUCCGUGCCGAGAAAUCCUUGACCCGACGGCAUUUGGCAGAGUAUACUCACGUUGAGGCCGAGCUGGACUUUGUCCAUUUCGACGACUUGCUCGAACAUCUGGAGAGUAUUAUGUGUCGUGUCUUAGAGGUCGCCUUGGAGGACCCAACCAUCGAGCAGUACGUGAAGGACCUCAACCCCGAGUUCCGGAUGCCUGAGCGACCGUUCAUGCGCAUGAAGUACUCCGAAGCUAUCAACUGGCUAGUUGAGCACAACAUUGAGAACGAGGACGGCGAGCCUCACAAAUUCGGUGAUGACAUUGCCGAAGCUGCCGAGCGGAAGAUGACGGACAUCAUCAACCGACCCAUCUUCCUUACGCACUUCCCAACCGAAAUUAAGGCCUUUUACAUGCUCAAGGACAAGGAAGACCCGCGGGUGACUGAGAGUGUGGAUUGCUUGAUGCCCGGUGUUGGCGAGAUCGUCGGCGGCAGCAUGAGGAUUGACCAGCACGAGGAGCUGAUGGCUGCCUUCAAGAGGGAAGGCAUUGACCCCACCAGUUACUACUGGUAUACAGAUCAGCGGAAGUACGGUAGCUCUCCUCAUGGCGGCUACGGUCUCGGUCUCGAGCGCUUUCUUGCAUGGCUCUGCAAGCAGCACACUGUCCGCGAUACUUGCCUAUACCCGCGCUACUUCGGUCGCUGCAAGCCGUAG